AUGAAUAAUGAAAAUAAAAUUACAGAUUGGAAAAUAAUUUCAGGAAUAUUAUAUGGAGUAGGAUAUAAUAUUAACAAAAUUAUAGGAGCAGGGAUUUUUAACCCAGAUGUGAUAUUGAAACUAGUCCAGUCACCAGGAAUUGCUUUAUUGCUUUUUAUUGUUUGUGGUUUCAUAAGUAUUUUAGGCAGUUUAAUCUACAUUGAGUUGGGAAUUAGGUCGUUACCAAGCGGAAUAGGCGAACAAAAAUAUAUUUCUGAUGCUUUUCCAAGCAAGAAAAAUUUUGGAAAUAAUUUUGGACAUGUGUUUAGCUAUGUUGCAAUUUUUAUAAUAUUGCCCGGAGAAAUAGUAGCUGUUUCUUACAGUUGCGCUCAAUAUCUUCUUUACAUUCCUCGAGGAAAUUUUAUAAAUGACUAUGAUCCCACAGCAAUGAUUGUUUCGGUUUUAAUUUUACUCGUUAUCACGUUAUACCACGCGUCCUCUAAAAAAAUUUCCGACUACAUUAAUCAAUCGCUAGCCUUGAUAAAGGUUAUUUCUUUACUUAUUAUUUCGAUAGUUGGACUAGUAAAAUUAGCAGCAAAUGGUUUUGCUAAUUGGAUUAAUGUCUUCAAUGUAUCCUCUAAUUCUGGUGUAUAUGAGUUUGGUGCAUAUGGAAAUGGUUUAAUACAG
This is a messenger RNA of Dentiscutata erythropus, 666 nucleotides long. NCBI's taxonomy places the organism in Eukaryota, Fungi, Glomeromycota, Glomeromycetes, Diversisporales, Gigasporaceae. The record is from the annotation of a GenBank genome assembly.